CGCGCCGGAAGUGGCCUGCUUUCCGACUCCUUUCAGUGGUGGCUUGGACUCGCGGCGGACUUCAGUUGGCAAGGAAAUGAAGGAAGGCAUUGCUCUGUAGCAGAGUGUUUUCUAAUGCUCUCUUCCCAAAGUAUGAAGGUCCGCUUUUGGAAAUGUUUUCAAGGAUCUAGUUGAUUUGGAGUGAAGGAACUGUUGACAAACACAGAAAAAAACCUUUGCUAAGUGAAGUGGCCCUCUGUGAUAUCACCAGGAAAGAAAGUGGCAUACCGAAGAGAUGACAUGUGGCCUGAUGAACGAUAUGAAUAUGAAAGACUUCCACGAGAACGGCUUCCCCCACGUCCUGAGGACAUGCAGUUUACAUUUGGCAGGAUAAAUCCUCAGGAUGCCUACCAUCGAGUAGUCAGCUUUGGACCAAAGAAGCUUCCAGAGAGACCUGGGGAAUACAGAUUCGACUAUGGUCAUUCUCAUCAUAUUGGCUAUCGAGAAUAUGGAGAAGGUCGUGGUUUGGGCCAUGAAAGAAGAAGUGGACCACCAAACAGAAUUGAUGAUCCAGGAUAUAGAUGGCCGAGGGAAGAUAUCCAACUAAGUCGUCCAUCUGAUUUUAGGGACAUCAGAGAUGGCAUCCGACGAAAACCAAUAUUCCCCUCUCACUAUACAAGAGACCGAUCCCCACACAAGAGGGAUUCUCCUUACUUCAGGGAAUCACCGGUUGCAAGAAGAGAUUCUCCUCCAAGCAGAUCUGGUUCCAGUGUCAGCAGCAGAGGUUAUUCCCCUGAAAGGAGCAAAGCCUUUGCCUUUCACCAAGCCCAACUUAGCAGAAGUAUGCCACCUUUGCAUAAAAGUAAUAUUUCCCAACAAGAUAAAGAGAGACCAGCAACUCAGUCUUUGAAGACCCCAGGGGAUGUAUCCCCUUCAGGAACUAUAGCAGUGCCCCCUUCAAAGGCCUUGGACAAAAGUGGCAGGUUAUCAGAAAAGGAGCUUGCAGAAGCUGCAAGUAGGUGGCCUACCGACAAACCAGAGAAAGGAGACACAAGCAGCGUACCUGAAAUUUCAGAAUAUGAAGCAGAAGCUUCGGAACCAUUAUAUGCAGAACAUCAUGAAGAAACUGUUGCCAACAUAACAGGCGAUAAUGAAUUAUUUGAAGACACUCAGCGCGUUAGACGUGCCAAGGCAAUUGCUGCAAAGACAACGGAGAUUGAGCAAGUAUACAAACAGGACUGUGAAACCUUUGGUGCUGUAGUGAAGAUGUUGAUUGAAAAAGACCCUUCGUUAGAAAAAUCCAUCCAAUUUUCCUUGAGACAAAACUUGCAUGAAAUUGGUGAGAGAUGUAUUGAAGAACUUAAACACUUCAUUACAGAAUAUGAUGCUAGAAGCCAAGAAUUUGAAGAACCCUAACAUCAGUUCUGAAUUGUUCAUGUUAUAAAUACUAUGUGUUUAAUGAAUGCUAGUAACUUCAUACCAAUACCUGUAUGUCCUACAGGAAAAAAUAAGUUCAGUAAAUGCAGAAUUCUUUUAAGACAUUGUCCUUUGACAAUAUAAUCACGUCGUUACACAUAGAAUUAUUGACAAGGCAAAAUAUACUUGAAGCAGUGAUGCCAUUUUUGAAAUCUCAAUACUGAUUUGUGCAUUCAAUUUGAGUUUAGAUUGUAAAAUACAUCAUAUUUAAUACUGGUCAGUAUAAGUUGUCCCAGUUAUUGAAACAGGAUGCUAUCUUAAUACAAGUGACAAUUUUGUAAUUUUAUUAAUACUAGUUUGAAGACUGUAUAUAGAGUAUAACUAUAUUUUAUGUAUAUUUACAUGUAUGUUGUCCUCAUGACAGGUAGCCUUUUUGCAUUCCAUUACUGUUAUUUUGGAUAAGAGAAUUGCUUGAAUGCCAUCACUAAAUUAGAAGUUUUAAAAAUAGUUUCAUAUGAGGUGUAAAGUUGAAAUGACCUGUAAUUAAAAUCCUUCCAAGUCUUUUUGAAAA
Anolis carolinensis (green anole) is the source of this 1966-nucleotide messenger RNA. It is a transcript of the gene pphln1, whose product is annotated as periphilin 1. Gene Ontology annotation, biological process: protein localization to heterochromatin; negative regulation of gene expression, epigenetic; negative regulation of DNA-templated transcription. NCBI's taxonomy places the organism in Eukaryota, Metazoa, Chordata, Lepidosauria, Squamata, Anolidae. The coding region runs from base 280 to 1395 and encodes 371 amino acids. The transcript is spliced from 13 exons. Gene Ontology annotation, cellular component: nucleoplasm. The record is from RefSeq and is a predicted model, not a curated record.